This is a messenger RNA of Cannabis sativa, 2337 nucleotides long. RefSeq lists its product as uncharacterized. The record is from RefSeq and is a predicted model, not a curated record. The coding region runs from base 902 to 2086 and encodes 394 amino acids. The transcript is spliced from 6 exons. Lineage: Eukaryota; Viridiplantae; Streptophyta; Magnoliopsida; Rosales; Cannabaceae.
UAUGUUGUAUUGUUCAAACAAGUUUUAGAAAGUCUAUUAUCAACCAUAGAAUUUUAUUUAAAAUAUGACAUGAAACCACAUCUAAAAUAGUGUGGAAAAAGGAAAAUUUUGGCAUUGGAUCACAAAAAGAGAAUUCUUGGACAAUUUAUUUUUUUUAGAAAAAAAAAAAAUUGGACAAGUUAAUUUGUUUAAAGAAAAGAGCGUAUCCUUUGUCCUGGUUAAUGACAAAUCAUGCUCUUUAAUUUACUGACGUUACAAAUGAGAUUCACGUUAUAAAAGUAUGAAAGUUGGCCUAAUUCCCAAAGAUUUGAAAUUCACUCUCACGUACACUAAACGAAUAACAUCAUAACUUUUUUACUGUUUUUUUUAAUUUUAUUUUUAUUUUUACAAAAUCAUAAUCCGAAAAUCACUCUUAGCAAUGACACAAAUCCGACAAGAAUUAAGGCCAUAUAUCUACUUUUAUAUAUCUUUGCCAACCUCUCUCUCUUUACACCACCACACAACACAACACAUAUACCAAAGCUUCAAACCAUUUUCUCAAGAACCAAACAGAUCAAAAUAAUUCCUCACUUGGGCUCCCACUAUUUUGUCUUUGCAUUAAUAUAUAAUUGUACUUUCCAUCUUUGCCAAUAAUCUCUCUAUAUUCAUUCUUCUCUCUACCCUGAAACCAAAGUAUCAUAGCAUUUUUCUCAAGAAACCAACAUGAGAUUAUUAUUUGCUUUUAUUACUCUCCUCCACCUAAUAUAAUUAAUUGACUCAAUUGUCUCUUCUCUUAUUAAUUUUGAUUCAUUCAUAGGCUUAAGCUUCUCACACCAUGCAUUUCUUGUCAACUUUUGUCACCCAAAAAAUCUAAAACUAUUCUAUUCUGCCAAAGUUGAAGCUUUGUCUGUGAUUAAAAAAAAUGGGGUCUGCAACCUCAUCAAUGGCGGCCAAGUUUGCUUUUUUCCCACCAGACCCUCCUUCAUACAACAUAUACUUGGAUGAAUCAACUGGAAAAAUGAAGAUGUCAGAUGUUCAUCAGAGAGAUGAGGUGGACGUUAUGAAGCUAAACACCAAGAAAGGGAAUGAGAUAGUGGCUAUGUAUGUGAAAAACCCCUCUGCUUCACUCACUUUGCUUUACUCUCAUGGCAACGCUGCUGAUCUUGGUCAGAUGUAUCACAUUUUCACCGAGCUUAGUCUUCAUCUGGGUGUUAAUCUUAUGGGGUACGAUUACUCUGGCUAUGGGCAAUCUACUGGAAAGGCAAGUGAACAGGACACAUAUGCAGACAUAGAGGCUGCAUAUAAAUGUCUGGAAGAAAAGUAUGGAGUAAAAGAGGAAGACACAAUUUUGUACGGACAGUCAGUUGGGAGUGGACCUGCUUUGGAAUUGGCUGUUAAAUUGCCUCGUUUGAGAGCUGUAAUUCUGCAUAGUCCAAUCCUUUCAGGCCUUCGAGUUAUGUAUCCAGUCAAAAGAACGUUCUGGUUCGACAUUUAUAAGAAUAUUGACAAAAUCCCAUUCGUCAAAUGCCCAGUUUUGGUAAUUCAUGGAACAGAAGAUGAAAUAGUGGAUUUUUCCCAUGGGAAACAGCUUUGGGAGCUAUGUCAAGAGAAGUAUGAACCACUGUGGCUUAAAGGAGGAAAUCACUGCAACUUAGAACUCUAUCCAGAUUACUUAAGACAUCUCAGAAAGUUCAUAUCAGCUGUUGAGAAACUUCCACGCAUUGCUGUUUCAACUGAGCAGGCUACCACUACCACUACCACUACCACCACAGAUAAACCAGACAGUCCUCAGAAGAACACAACAGGCAUCAUCAACACAGAGAAUGGGGCAAGGUCUAGCACUGAUCAAAAAGAGAAUAAGUCCAGAAGUAGUACUGGGCAAAGAGAAAAAUCUAGGCUUAGCACAGACAGCAGAGAAAAAUCAAGAACCAGCACUGACAAGAGAGACAAGUCAAGGAAGAGCAUAGAUCGAUCAGGAAAGGCAAGGAUCAGCAUAGAUCAUUCAGAAAGAGCAAGAAAUAGCUUUGACCGCUUAGGAGACAUGGUGAGAUCGGUUGGGUUGUGUAAUGUUGACUGUUUGAAGCAGGCUGCAGCUUCUGAGGCUUGAAAUUUGGGGUUGUAAAGUACUUGUGGGGUUCUACGUUUGAUUGAUUUUUCAAUUUGGAUUUUUGGUUGAUAUACAUAUGUGAAUGGCCUUAUGUAGUUCACCAACUGCUGGGAGGGUCUUCCUUCCUUCCUUUCAUUUUUUUUCUUUACGGCUGCCUUAUGUGAAAUUAUGAUAUAGCAGAAGUAAUAAGUAUGAUAAUCUGUGAAUCUUUGGUUCAUUAGUUAUUUUUCAUCUUCUUUUUGUAUAAACUA